AUGUCCAAUGUUGUCAAAAUUGCGUGGUUGAUGUAAUACUUGCACAGUGAAUAAGCGGCACAUGCAUGAUGCAAAAUAUUCAAAUAAUCAUACUUACUACUUCAGGACAUGCAAUCAACCAUAAACGCAACACUGGUAACAUUACUUGUAAGGAACAUUGUAUUGAAUUGGUGCACUGACUUGAAGAUUCGUGCAAAUGUUUCGUGUAUUUAUUGAACGUAGUUUGUUGGACUAUAAAAGGUCUUCAUAGGCCUAAAUAGUGAUGGCAGGGCCAACAUUACCUGAGCGGGUGGCUCAAAUCUACUAUACCUACGGUCUAUUUUGUUCAUCGUAUCCCUUAGCUGCGAUUGGAUUCGCUUUAUCAGUUGUGUUGCUGUGUUGCUAUCCAUUAUUGAAUGUGCCGCUCCCAGGUAACAUUCCAACAGUCAUUAAUUUGCCAUGGCACAUGGACAACAUUCAACAUUUACCUCAAGCUGACUGUUCUACCAAUGAAUGCUCACAAGGUUCACCUAUGCAAUUAGACGUCUUGCUCAACGAAACCCACAAACUUCCAUAUUUAUGGGCAAAAGAUAAACCUCUUAUUUACGUGCAACAAAUUGUCAUGAAAAUAGGUGUCUCACCAUGGAACAGUAAUUUAAAAAUGUGGGAUGCAUUUCGUGCUCCGCUUCAAGAAGUCUUUCGACUGCUUGAGACUAUAAGAAAUCAUGAAGAUCCUGAAACGAAAAGCACUCUGCUGCAGCACUGCUAUCAGAUCGAGGGCGUGAAGCGCAUCAGCGAAAAGCCUGGGGCAGAGCAAGUGCUGCCUGAAUACAGCUGCCUGCUGCUGUCGCCCGCCAAUCUGUGGCAGCAGAGCCUGCAGUCCUUCUCGCUCGACGCCAACAUCGUCAACACCGUCUACAAGUACCAGAAAGGCAAGCCGCUCGCCGAGAUGUCGUUCGGCAUGCAGCUGCGCGACACGGGCAUCAAGCGGUACCCGCUGCGCGCGCGCCCGAGAGUGCUUCAGUACGCCAUCACAAUCUUCUACCAGAACCCCGAGCAAAGAUUUCUCGAUUCACUUUCCAAAAAGUUGAAGGAAAUGUACCCUCUUUAUCAAGAAUCUUACACACAUGUGGACGAAGCGAAGAUCAUAUACUAUCCAGGCCAGUUCAACUAUCGCGAGCUGGUUCCAUUGCUGAUAACAUUCGUCGGAAUAUUUCUAUAUGUUUAUUUUUCCGUGAGGAAAAUUGAAUUCAUAAAGUCUAAACUGGGACUGGCUGCCAGCGCCGUAGUCACUGUAGCAGGAAGUUUAUCGAUGUCAAUGGGCAUUUGUUUUUACUUCGGGUUUUCUUUGAGUCUGCAGGGAAAAGAGAUCUUCCCAUACCUCGUCAUAAUAAUGGGCCUCGAAAAUGUGCUGGUGUUGACAAAAAGCGUCACAUCGACAGACUCGCGACUCGACGUCAAAAUUCGGCUCGCUCAAGGGCUGAACAAAGAAGGUUGGUCUAUUACCAAGAACUUGCUAACCGAAAUCACAAUUUUCACCGUCAGUUUCUUCACAUUCGUGCCAUUUAUCCAAGAGUUCGCCAUAUUCAUGAUAGUGAGUCUGAUAUCCGACUACUUCGUUCAAAUGGUAUUCUUCGCUACGGUGCUCGGCAUAGACGUGCGGCACAUGGAAUGCUUGCAAGAUCAAAACAACAAGUUGCAUCUGAAGGAUUAUUUCAACGCGAACAACGCGCUGAAUUGGCGCUUCAGUAAGAAUUACGGCGACGAGAACGUGUCGCCGCAGAAGAUGAAGAAGUCGAAGUCGCACCCUCGGCUGAACGGGUUGGCGCAGAACAGCCCGACGGACGUGGUGGCGAAAAGGAACGCGAGUCCGGGACACCAGGAUAAUCGGGUGCCGAAGCGUAUUCGUUUGGUGAAUUUGUGGGCGCGGACUCGUUUUUUCCAGAGGGCGUUUAUGUUGUGGAUGCUGGUGUGGAUAUCGAUGAUCGUGUACAACUCGGGUGUGGUGGAUUACUUCAUCUCCGGCGGGGAGAAGGGGGAGGGGGAGGCGGGGGUGCGGCGGGCGCGGCCGGCGCGGCAGGCGGUGCUGGUGGCCUUCAACAACAGCGAGCUGGUGUUCUCGCCGCUCCCGCGCGCGGGCGAGGCGCGCGCGCCCGUCGACGCCAACGACACCAUCAUGCUGAAGCACUCGCCACACUCUCGGCCGUGGUCCAGAGUGUCCCCAUACCACUGGUCGGGCAUCCUGUCUCAGUACAACGAGUCGGUAGUAUCAUAG
Molecule: messenger RNA, 2254 nt
Organism: Ostrinia furnacalis (Asian corn borer)
Lineage: Eukaryota; Metazoa; Arthropoda; Insecta; Lepidoptera; Crambidae
Product: SREBP cleavage activating protein
Exons: 8
Coding region: 263-2254 (663 amino acids)
Biological process (GO): regulation of cholesterol biosynthetic process; SREBP signaling pathway
Cellular component (GO): endoplasmic reticulum membrane; Golgi membrane; SREBP-SCAP complex
Molecular function (GO): sterol binding
Source: RefSeq, a predicted model, not a curated record